This is a messenger RNA of Scatophagus argus, 1839 nucleotides long. It is a transcript of the gene mlst8, whose product is annotated as MTOR associated protein, LST8 homolog (S. cerevisiae). Gene Ontology annotation, molecular function: protein binding. Gene Ontology annotation, cellular component: TORC1 complex; TORC2 complex. The record is from RefSeq and is a predicted model, not a curated record. NCBI's taxonomy places the organism in Eukaryota, Metazoa, Chordata, Actinopteri, Scatophagidae. Gene Ontology annotation, biological process: regulation of actin cytoskeleton organization; TOR signaling. Bases 194 to 1174 code for a protein of 326 amino acids. The transcript has 9 exons.
UGCGCUGCAAAGAUAAAAAAAAAAACAUCAGCCAGUAGAUGGCGACAAAGCGCUGCUUGUCAAAACGGAACUACUGAAUCAUCGUGUAUGUUGCCGGGGGACACAUUACGGCGAUGUACUGAUUUGUCGUCAAUACGAACAACUCAAGUGUCAUACAUGCCUCACUCCGAGCAGUGAUAGCCUGCAGUCAAGCAUGAAUGUGAACCAGGGGACGGUGGGCAGCGACCCGGUCAUUCUGGCUACGGCUGGAUACGACCACACUGUCCGUUUCUGGCAGGCCCACAGCGGGAUCUGCACCAGGACAGUCCAGCAUCAGGACUCUCAAGUCAAUUCACUUGAGGUCACACCCGACAGGAGUAUGAUUGCAGCUGCAGGUUAUCAGCACAUCCGCAUGUAUGACCUGAACUCCAACAACCCCAACCCGGUGAUCAACUACGACGGCGUCAGCAAGAACAUCACAUCUGUAGGCUUCCAUGAGGAUGGACGCUGGAUGUACACGGGAGGAGAAGACUGCAUGGCUCGCAUAUGGGACCUGAGGUCAAGAAAUCUCCAGUGUCAGAGGAUAUUUCAAGUCAAUGCUCCCAUUAACUGUGUUUGUCUGCAUCCCAACCAGGCAGAGCUAAUUGUUGGAGACCAGAGCGGAGUGAUUCAUAUCUGGGAUCUGAAGACUGACCACAAUGAACAGCUGAUUCCUGAACCAGAGGUCUCGGUCAACUCAGUUCACAUUGACCCAGAUGCAAGUUACAUGGCAGCGGUCAACAGCUCGGGAAACUGUUAUGUGUGGAACCUUGCUGGAGGCAUAGGAGAUGAGGUGACUCAGCUCAUUCCCAAGACUAAGAUCCCUGCUCACAAACGCUACUCCCUCCGCUGCAAGUUCAGCCCUGAUUCCACUCUGCUGGCCACCUGCUCAGCAGACCAGACCUGUAAGAUCUGGAGGACGUCUAAUUUCUCACUGAUGACAGAGCUGAGCAUCAAGAGCAACAACCCUGGAGAGACGUCUAGAGGGUGGAUGUGGGACUGUGCUUUCUCUGGAGACUCCCAGUAUAUUGUCACUGCCUCCUCGGACAACCUGGCUCGUCUGUGGUGCGUGGAGACCGGGGAGAUCAAGAGGGAAUACAGCGGCCACCAGAAGGCCGUGGUGUGUCUGGCCUUUAAUGACAGCGUUCUGGGCUGAGGAGGAGGAAAGAGAUGACGAGACAGGAGAUGGCAGAGAGUCUGUGCAGUGUUGGACAGAAAAGGACAGACAGAAAAGCAAUGGACUCUUUGGAAGAUGUGUGGUUGGCACUAACAGGAGUUCCUUAAAAAUUUCCCAGACAUGAUCAUCUUGAGAACGUGGAGUUGUGUGUUUGAUCAUUUCAGUGAAUAUCCACUGUUUGUUCCAAGAUGUCUGCAGUGUCCUUCCUUGCCUGUAAGUAUUCAGCAUCACAGCAAGGCCAGACUUCAUGAAGUAAACGUUCAGUUUAAAGGAACAGCACGCCGUUGUGCAUCAAAUUUAAGUGGUCAUACUGGGAAACUUCUGCAACAACAGCAUAGAAAUUCCUCAGAUUGAAAUACAUGAUAAUAUUCAUCAGGUACCAUCAGGUAAUGUUUUUAACUUCAUCACUCUGUGCACAACUGGAGAUCCUUUUUCAGCAUUUUGUUUUUAUAAUACACCAUAUUUAUUAUAUCAAAAGGACCACAUUAUUUACAUUAACUUAGAUGUGCUGUGGAAUUGAUUUAUUUCUCGUGUGAUUUGUAUAAUUCAUUUGGUUCUUUUAAUUCAUGCUAUGUACUAUUCUUAGUGUCGAGGGAAAAUGAUGUACACAAAAUGAUUUCGCAGUAAAGGUGUUAUUCAUACAA